AGAUAUAAAUUUGUUUAUGUUUCUUUUUAUCGUGUUUGCGUUUUUUUUUUGUAAACUUUUUAACAAAGUAAUAAGUAAUAAAGUUGCUGAUAUGAGUGGAGCCAGGUCAUUACCACAAUCAAAGGAAGCUCUUCUCAAAUCCUACAACACAAGGCUUAAGGAAGAUGUAAAAAGUAUGCUGGAAAACUUUGAAGAAAUCGUUAAACUUGCUAGAGGAGAAGGAGACUCACAGAUAUCGAAAACAACACAGUGCGAACAAGAUACAUAUGAAAUGCAAGUGAGAGCUGCUAAUAUAGUGCGUGCUGGAGAAUCUUUAAUGAAAUUAGUGUCCGAUAUUAAGCAAUAUUUGAUUUUGAAUGAUUUUCAUUCGGUGAAUGAAGCAAUUACGUCAAAUUCACAAUUAUUUCGGGCAACACAAAUUGAAUGCGACAAGAAAUUGAUGAAACUGAGGGAUGAAAUGGCAAUGGAUUUGUAUGAUUUAGAAGAGGAAUACUAUACUAGCAUCAACAAAUAAUUAUAAAAUAAAAUUAUAUUUACAUUUAUGUAUAUGAAAAGUGUAUUUUAAUUAUUUCAUAACUUAAAUACAUAGGUAUAAUAUUCAUA
Messenger RNA from Episyrphus balteatus (marmalade hoverfly), 603 nucleotides. It is a transcript of the gene MED22, whose product is annotated as mediator of RNA polymerase II transcription subunit 22. Gene Ontology annotation, molecular function: transcription coregulator activity. Gene Ontology annotation, cellular component: mediator complex. The record is from RefSeq and is a predicted model, not a curated record. The coding region runs from base 17 to 514 and encodes 165 amino acids. The transcript is spliced from 3 exons. Gene Ontology annotation, biological process: regulation of transcription by RNA polymerase II. Lineage: Eukaryota; Metazoa; Arthropoda; Insecta; Diptera; Syrphidae.